AUGUAUUUUUUUAAAAACGUUUUAUUACUUAUUUUAUAUUCUAUUAUUUGUUACUCCCAAACAUCUAAUAAAAAAUUAUCUGCUGGAGCUUAUUCUAAUGACCCUACAUCAUGUAUUAAUGAAGCAUUUAAAGAUAAUGGUGUUUAUGAAAUUUUUAAUAAUGAAACAGCUAUUUGUGAUAAAGGAAAUAAUGUUUGUACAUAUUAUUCUGUUAUAAGUAAUGAAAAUAAAGAAAUUACUAUUGUAUUUCGGGGAACAAAAACAACAGAUCAAUUGAUAAGAGAAGGCAUUGCAACACUUAUUGAUGGAAAAGAUUUCUUUAAUAUUGGUCUUGUUAAUAGAUAUUUCUUCCAGGCACAUAAUGUUUUGUGGAAUUCUAUUAAUGAAAUAUUUCAAGAUAAUAAAUAUAAAGAUUAUAAAGUUUAUGUUACGGGUCAUUCACUUGGUGGAGCAUUAGCAGCAUUAUGUGCUAUUAGAAUACAAUUAGAAAAUAUUAGAAAUAGUAGUGAUAUAUUUCUUUAUACUUUUGGAGAACCUAGAGUUGGUUCUGCUAGUUUUGCAUUUAAAUUUGAUGAAUUAAUACCAAAUAGUUGGAGGAUUGUUCAUGCACUUGAUGUUGUUCCACAUUUACCACCAUGUGGUAAAGAGGCUGAAUCAUCAUUGUUAAAGAAAUUUUUUGGAAAAAGUAGUCAACCAUGUGAUCCUACAUUACUUGAUGAACCUUAUCAUCAUGGUACAGAGAUAUGGUAUCCUAAUGGAAUGGGUGAGGGUGACACUUUUGUUGAAUGUACAGGAACACCAAAAAAUGAAGAUUUUGAAUGUAGUGAUCAAUAUAAAUUUGAUAUUGCAAAAUUCAAAGUAUAUGCUGAAGAUCAUAGACAUUAUUUUAAUCAUAAAGUACCAGCAUUUGGAAAAUUAGGUUGCCUUCCUGGAAUGGAAAACGAGGAAGAAAAUCUUCCAGAUGAUGCAGUAUAA
Messenger RNA from Strongyloides ratti, 975 nucleotides. Its product is annotated as Lipase, class 3 family-containing protein. Lineage: Eukaryota; Metazoa; Nematoda; Chromadorea; Rhabditida; Strongyloididae. The coding region runs from base 1 to 975 and encodes 324 amino acids. Gene Ontology annotation, biological process: lipid metabolic process. The record is from RefSeq and is a predicted model, not a curated record. The transcript has 3 exons.